AGUGCCAUUUUAAGAUAGAUAUUAACACGUCUAUUUGUUUAUUAACGAUAUUUUAAAGGAUAUAUACUUGAGGCCGCGCGGAGGAAUACACGGAUCAGCUGUUUGUGUUUACGUCUUUGGUGCCUUGUUGGGACCCACCCACCGGCCAGUCCACCCAACCACCACCAAGACCCAGACCCAGACCUCAGUGCCGCCACCCAUGCCACGCCACUAAGCCCUGGCUGACGCCCUGGCCCUGUGUGGAGCCGUGUAGCAGGGAGUGCCACACCGCUGGGCCAUGACCGUCUGACACACACACACACACAUACACACACACACACACAUGUACACAGGAGUCUCUGAAUGAGGUCGGAAGGUCAAGAGGUCAGUGAGGUCAGGUCAUGCGCCUUGCUGACUAUCAUUGACUUCUUCUGACUCCUCAGACACGUACACUCACACACGCACCACACAUGUACACACGGCACACUGAGUAAGGUCAAGUGGUCAAGAGUGUGGCUGGGUCAUGCCUCACUGACUGACCCACGCACCCUGACUCUCCCCCUCCCCCUCCCUCUCCCCCUCCCCCUCCCCUGCCCCCGGAGUCAGGAUGGGGUCCAUGUGGGGGGGUGGGGCGGUGGGGGUGUGGGUGGGGAGGGACCGCCUGCGACCCACCCACCUACGGGCCACCCUCACGCGCCUCAGGGACAAGGAGAGGCGCGAGUGGCAGCCCUGCACCCUACACACACAGGAAGAUCGCGAGGUGGAGGAGGUGGGCGUGGCGGCGCGGGACGGGGCGGUGGCGUGGCAGGGGGCGGCAUGCGCGGGGCUGGGCUGGGGCUUCGAGACGCGCUUCGGGGCCGCCGCCAUCCUCGACCGCCUGCUGGUCAGAGUUCGCAUCCCGCCGCGGUACCUCCACGCCGUUGCCGCCGCCGCUGUGUUCCUCUCCGCCAAGAUCAAUGAGGAGGAUGAGAACGUGCCAUCAACGGAGGAGGUGGUGUGCCGAGGGGCCAUGCGGUGCUCGGCGAGGGAGCUGCUGCGCAUGGAGAGGGUGCUGCUGGACAAGCUAUCGUGGUGCCUCCCCUCCACCACCGUGCUUGACUUUCUGCAGGUCCUCCACGCCCUUGCCAUCGUCACAGCGCCCAAACACCUCCACCAGCACCAGCAGUUUUGUCGCCCCCUUGCCCUCAGGGGUGAAGGCUCUCCGACGCACCAGCUGGAGGGGCUGACGGUGCGGCUGUGGCGGGCGGUGGGGUGCGGUGCGAGCGGGUCAGUGCGGCCGUCCCUGCUGGCCCUGGCACUCAUCUCCCUGGAACUGGACGCCGCCACCCCCGAGCCGGGACUCACACUGUGGCUGCAGGCGCUGACGCAGGUGAGCGAAGAGGAACUGAUUGAGGCGCAGGUCAUGGUGAGGGAGUUCCUGGGGGAGGCUGAGCUUGAAGACUCCUCCCCCUCCUCCUUCUGCCUCCUCCCUGCUCCUCUUGCUCCUCCUGCUGCCAUUCCUCCGUCACGGCCCAACAAGAGGAAGGUGGAGCGCUCGGCAACCCUGGAGGAGGAGGCGUACAUGGAUAUCAAGAAGCUAUACGCACAUACCAAGGCGCACCCCAGCACACCCCCACCGGCCACCAAACCACCCCAACCCCAGGACGAAGCUGACGACUUAUAUGCCGACAUCCAUCGCCUCUACUCCUCCCCUCCACCCGCCACCCCAGCAUUGACCAACCCUCCCCCGAAGUCCCCAGCCGGCAGCAAGCGACCCACAAGUGCCAAGAAGAGGAAGAGGAGGAGGAAGAAGGUGACCCCAACAUUCAAGGCCAAGAGUGCCGUCAAGAGCCUCAAACAAGCGCUGAAAAUACCUUGCAAAAUAUCGCUCAUUGCCACCAAGAAGAUAUUCGAGGAGCCACUGGAUGAGGACGAGGCGACCAUGGAUGUGGAGGAGGAAGAGGAGGAGGAGGAGAUGAUGGAGGAGGUGGAUGAGCAGGAGGAGGAGGAGGAGGGGUGUGAGGAGGGCCCCAUCUUAGAGCCGGUUGGUCUCCUGAAGUCUCCGGUCUUCUCGCCGAUGAGUCCUGAGUUCCCGGACAUCAGGCACUUGGUGGUGAAGAAGGAAGACAUGGGCUGGGAUGAGCAGGUGAGGGCCGUGGCGGAGCAGGUGUACCGCCCCCUCACGUACGCCCAGGUGCUGCGGCUGCAUCUCACCCCCCUCACACGGGCCCUCGGGGUGUGAGCUGGCAGGGUGAGGUGAGGAGAGGUGAGAUGAGGGAGGGUGGAGUUGUUAGCUGUCAUCUUACUACCAUCACCACCACUGCUAUCAUCCAUUACAGUGAGGUGAGGUGAGGUGAGGUGAAGUUGAGAUGUUACCUGUCAACUCACUACCGUCACCUCUACUACAGUCAUCCAUUACAGUGAGGUGAGGUGAGGUGAAGUUGAGAUGUUACCUGUCAACUCACUACCGUUACCUCUACUACAGUCAUCCAUUACAGUGAGGUGAAGUGAGAGUCGUUACCUGUCUGUCAACUUACCAACACCAGAGCUAUUGUCAUCCGUUUCAGUGAUUGUCAACCUUCUACCAUCGCCGUCAGUAUAUCAUCCAUUCUAGUGAGGUGAGGUCAGGUUAGAGGAGAGGAGAGGAGAGGAGAGAUUAGAGGAGAGGAGAGGAGAGAAGAGAAGAGAAGAGGAGAGGAGGGAGAGAAGAGAAGAGAAGAGAAGAGAAGAGAAGAGAAGAGGAGAGGAGAGGAGAGGAGAGGAGAGAAGAGAAGAGAAGAGAAGAGAAGUGAGGUGAAGUUGAGGUUGUUACAUGUCAUUUUAAUUCACCACAACACCACUUCUUAUCAUCCGUUUUGGUGACUGUCAUCUUAUCACCGUCACCACUAUAAAAAAAAUACAGAUCAUCCGCUAAAGUGACUCAAUUCACCACAACACCACUAUUAUUAUCAUCCGUUUCAGCGACUCAACUCAUCACACAACUACCUUAAAAAAAAAAAGAUCAUCCAUUUCAGCGACCCUUAACUUAUCACCAUCACUAAAUAUCAUCCGUUUUGUGACUCUUAACUCAUCACCAUCACUCUAACUAUCAUCCGUUUCAGCGACCCUUAACUUCACCAUCACUCUAUCAUCCGCUACAGUGACAACUCGCCCUCACUACUGCUGUCAUCCGUUUUAAUGAGCGUCAAAAUCAUUACUCACGACAUGGCAAAAGCUUCAUCAUGUCUUUCCUUUGGGCUAUGACAUGAUGCUUUUACUGGACAUGAUUUGACCUUUGUUUUUUGGGGGGUUUGUUUGAUCUUUUGUCUCUUUCUGGGGUGUGUGUCAGGCUGCCUCCUUCACUGUAUAGGAAAUAACGGAUAAGUCAAAUACACUCACCUUGGUCGGUUUGUUAGAGUCGAUUUUGUUGAUGAUUAUAUUUACCAAGUGCUUAGUGAUGCACCCACCAACUUGCUGCCAACACGAGGACCAGUUGUCUGUUAUUAUUAUUAUUAUUAUUAUUAUUAUUAUUAUUAUUAUUAUUAUUAUUAUUAUUAUUAUUAUUAGAGGAAGGGAGGCAGCUCAGGGUAAAAAAAUAUACACCAAAACUUAUAGAUGCAAAAAUAUACAGAAAAAAAACAAAAAAUAUAUACUAGAAAGAAAAUAUAAGUACAAAAAAUACGUCUACCCAAAAAAUACACAAAAAAUAUACAGAAAAAAGCCUGCCAUGUCGCUGCUCCCCAAGAGUGAAAAAACAGAAGAGCGUCCAAAUUCAAAACUCAAAAUUGGGUAGAGGCGGUGGAGGCAGGAGGCGUCUUAACAUCCCCUCCCCCCCUUUUUUUUUACCGAUAAAGGAGGCAGCUUAACGGUGAAAAAUAAAACAGGUAACAGAAAGAAUACAAUGGCACUAUUCCCAUAAAGAGUGAUAAAGAUGAUGAUGGAUGCUGAAACGGAUGAUAAAUAGAGAUGCUAGGAACGGAUGAUAAAAGAUGCUGGGAACGGAUGAUAAUAAAGGCUAAAAUAAAUGAUACAAUGAUGAUGAAACGGAUGAUAAUGGAUGCUGAAACGGAUGAUAAAUAAAGAUGCUAGAAAUGGAUGAUUGAAGAUGCCGGACAUGGAUGAUAAUAAAGGCUAAAAUAAAUUAUACAAAGAUGGUGAAAUGGAUGAUGAUGGAUACUGAAAUGGAUGAUAAAUAGAAAUGUUAAAAAUGGAUGAUAGAAAGUGCUAGGAAUGGAUGAUGAUGGAUGCUGAAAUGGAUGAUAAAUAGAAAUGUUAAAAAUGGAUGAUAGAAAAUGCUGGGAACGGAUGAUGAUGGAUGCUGAAACGGAUGAUAAAUAGAGAUGUUAAAAUAGAUAAUGAUAGAAAUGCUGGAAAUGGAUGAUAGAAGAUGCUGGAAAUGGACGAUGAUGGAUGCUGGGACGAUGAUGGAUGCUGAAACGGAUGAUAAAUAGAUGAUAAAAAUGGAUGAUAGAAGAUGCUUAAAAUGGGUGAUGAUAAACGCUACAAUAAAUGAUACAAAGAAGCUGAAACGGAUGAUGAUGGAUGCUAAAUAACGUUCAGAAGGAUAGAAAAGAAUAUGAGGAGACUACAAGAAGCCGGAUGACAUGUUUGGUUUUUAUUUUCUCUUUACUUAUUUUUGUCUCCUUUUUAUUCAAGCGAUGAUGAUAGGGAUUGAUAAGAUGGAUGACGGAUGAUAGAUAAGAGAUGGCAGGAAGGAUGACAGUAUAUAUGAUGCUUAACCCGAUGAUGAUGAUGUAGAUAAUGGAGCGGGUGAGUGUGGAUGACGAAAUGGAUGAUAUCACCACCUCUACAUCCACCACCACCACCUCCACCUCCACCACCGUCACCUCCACUAUUAACACCAUUUUUCUGAUAGUGGAGAGUGUAUGCGUGUUAUAAUGUAUGUACGUGUGUUUGUGUGUGUGUGUUUACCAUGUUUUAAUUUUUAGUGUGUGUUUGUGUUUUAUUUUUUUUCUCUGUCUCUCACUCGGUUUGUUUGUUGUUUUAUUUCCUGUUUUUUUUUGUGGUUUUUAUUUUCUCUGUUUUUUUAAUGUCUUUUCUUUCUCUUUUUUAUCUUUCUUUUUUAAUGUUUUCCUUCUAUUUUUUAUCUUUUUCUUUUUUUAAUGUUUUUUUCUUUUUUUUACCUUCUUUUUAAAUGUCUUUUCCUUCUUUUUUUAUCUUUCUUUUUAAUGUCUUUUCCUUCUUUUUUUAAUCUUUUUCUCUUCUUACUCUUUUCCCUUUCCUCCUCUCAUGUCCUCUUGCUCUCCUCUUCUCUCCCCUCUUGUUCCUUUCUCCCUCAUCCUCUUGUUUUCUUGCUUCUUUUUCUCAUAUUCCUCUUCAUCUCCCUUAUGUUCCUCCUCCUCUUGUUUAUCCUCUUGUUCUGAAGCUGUUUGUGUUCGCUGAUGUGUCUCUCCCGUGAUGAAGUGCGUCCCUCCCUUACACCUCUUCUGUCUCUGUGUGUGUGUGUGUGUGUGUGUGAUAUGUACAAGGAAAGUGUCAAAAAAAGAAAAAAGAAAAAGUAUACCCAGUUUGUGUUAAUCUGGCUCAAAAAGAAUUAAAAUCACACAAAUCUAAAAAAUAAAUAAAUAAAUACACACACACCCUUUACUCUUCACCCUACAAAAGCUACACCCUAAUACAUUUAUACACACUUAAAAAUAUACUUCCUGUCACACCCUUCUCACUACCCUCACCCUUUACACUUAACACCCUGAGAAACUACACUCCCUUCUGCUACAUUCACCCUUUUAAAUCUCAUAAAAACAUCCCUACACCCGGUCACCCUCGCUCUGUAGUCACCCUCACCCUUCACACCCUGAGAAACUACACUCCCUCUACACACACCCUUUUAAAAACACUCCCUUGCAGAACAAAACUCACCCUUAAGACCUUACAAAAUCACCCUUAAAAUACAGUUUGUUAAGGUUGUUUUUUGUGGUCUGAAGGGUGAUGAGAGAGAGAGAGAGAGAGAGAGAGAGAGAGAGAGAGAGAGAGAGAGAGAGAGAGAGAGAGAGAGAGAGAGAGAGAGAGAGAGAGAGAGAGAGAGAGAU
Messenger RNA from Eriocheir sinensis (Chinese mitten crab), 5987 nucleotides. RefSeq names its product cyclin-I-like. Gene Ontology annotation, molecular function: cyclin-dependent protein serine/threonine kinase regulator activity. Gene Ontology annotation, cellular component: cyclin-dependent protein kinase holoenzyme complex; nucleus; cytoplasm. Lineage: Eukaryota; Metazoa; Arthropoda; Malacostraca; Decapoda; Varunidae. Bases 587 to 2200 code for a protein of 537 amino acids. The transcript has 8 exons. Gene Ontology annotation, biological process: mitotic cell cycle phase transition; regulation of cyclin-dependent protein serine/threonine kinase activity. The record is from RefSeq and is a predicted model, not a curated record.